AUGCCUCCACGAUUAGCCGUGGUUCACAACAACCGUCCUGACGUUGAGCGCGUUAUGCCCGCGUAUCAACGUGGAUUAGUUGAUAACUGCUUUGAGGAAGGUCAAUAUGAGGCCGGCAUCAUGGUUUUGGAUCAGCUUCGGUCUGCACGAUACAGACCUUGGGGACCGCACGUCCGUCAACUUGUAUACAUAGCCCUGUAUCCCCCACAGUCUCAUUCUGAAGCUCGCGGAUUGGGCAACGUCCGCUUUGAACCCGGCUCUUUGGGCAACCUACUUUCCGAGCAGCGGUUAUAUCCCUCCCCGUCGGACACUCAGGCCGCGCUGAACCUCCUCACUGCGUUUUCUGUGACUAACACGCCAGCUGCUAUCUUUUGUGCUCUGCCGCAUUAUCCGGCACCAUCAGGGGAUACCGCUACCUGUACUACUGUCGACAUGGGCGAAGAAGACGAGGACUCAGAAAUUUCCCGGCAGUCUCUCCGCAUUAGGAACGCAAAGGAUUGUUGGACUAUCCUGAAAGAAACGUUUGUGCAACGCAUUGUUGAAAAGCCUCCUUCCCCUAAGCGCAAGGGUAGAUCUCGAAAGCGUGCGGCACGCGAGGAUACAGCGUCACCGGCACAAGAGGACAACGCAGACCAUAGUCUCAAUCCUAUUAGUCAAUACGCAUGGCCAAUUCUCGACUGGAUCAUCGAUUUGUUGGAGAGAGAUGAGGUUGCAAUUGAGCGGAGCGGGCAACCGCGCCAUUCGCCCUUGUUAUUGACCCAGAUCCCCCCGCCCCGUACAACCACAGGAGGCCGCUGGGAUGUGGAAGUCAUCCUAGAGAUCAUUAUGUGUGCUUUCCAACAAACGGACGCAAAGCGGAGAUCAUUGGGCAUACGCCUGCUCGCAUUGUUGAUAAACCUUACCUCGACGACCCUGGUCGACUUGCCAAUGAUCCUGAAUGCAGUUAGCAACCAUAUCUCUUCUCUUCCGUCCGAUGGCAUCGCGGCACUUCUCGCAGCACUUCCACCUUCCAGGGCUGUCUUGCAAUUCAAGUUAGCUCUGUACAAGAGUCUUAUCACAGCUCACGUAGGCAACCUUGAUUCUACAGGAACCGAUAGUAGAUCCCAAGGAAGACUACAGCCUCGUCCAGUCCGCCGUGGACAAUCUAGUCUCUAUAACCAAGAUUCUUCGAUUCCGAAGCCUGCGACAGAACUGAAUUCAGUAUCAAUCACGCGGAAAUACGCAGUUAUGUCUCCAUCUGAAGCCCUCUCUCUCAUCAAGGACUCGGGUUCGCCAGGACUCCCAAGGCCUGAACUGGCUUCCCAAAUCAAGGUGGAGCUGGCACUUACGUACUGGAUGCUUCGAAGGCAGAUUGCGCAGGAGGACCCGAACGUGGAAUGGGACGAGCGCGUUCAGACGGAAGCGCUAUACAGUUGCGCAUCAAUCGCUGCGAAGACGGACGGUGACCUAACGGCGCGGGACUUGGACCAGCUGGGUAACAUGUUAUCGACUUGA
Messenger RNA from Fibroporia radiculosa, 1494 nucleotides. RefSeq lists its product as uncharacterized. Bases 1 to 1494 code for a protein of 497 amino acids. NCBI's taxonomy places the organism in Eukaryota, Fungi, Basidiomycota, Agaricomycetes, Polyporales, Fibroporiaceae. The transcript is spliced from 4 exons. The record is from RefSeq and is a predicted model, not a curated record.